Fundulus heteroclitus (mummichog) is the source of this 1259-nucleotide messenger RNA. It is a transcript of the gene gdap1, whose product is annotated as ganglioside induced differentiation associated protein 1. Bases 64 to 1152 code for a protein of 362 amino acids. The transcript has 6 exons. Gene Ontology annotation, biological process: mitochondrial fusion; mitochondrial fission. The record is from RefSeq and is a predicted model, not a curated record. Gene Ontology annotation, cellular component: mitochondrial outer membrane. NCBI's taxonomy places the organism in Eukaryota, Metazoa, Chordata, Actinopteri, Cyprinodontiformes, Fundulidae.
ACAACAUAAACCUUGAAGUGGUGGUCUGCCCUCCUCUCGUCUCCUGCAACGCUAACAGAUAAAAUGGCGUCGGAAAACGGCUCCGAGACCCAAGAUGAGAAAGCAUCUCUUUUACAGGGAAGCCCUGAAGAGGAUGCACAACAGCAGGCUGGCAUAGUGUUGAGUAACAAAGAGUCAAAACUAACGCUUUAUCACUGGACCCAGUCCUUCAAUUCUCAGAAGGUGCGUCUGGCCAUAGCAGAGAAAGGUCUGCGCUGUGAGGAGUAUGAUGUGAGCCUUCCUCUCAGUGAACACAACGAGCCGUGGUUCAUGCGUCUGAACCCCGCGGGGGAGGUGCCGGUCCUGGUUCACAACGACAAUGUCAUCUGUGAUCCAACACAGAUCAUGGACUAUCUGGAGGAGAACUUUAACGAUGAGGGAACGCCCAGGCUGGUUCCUGAAGAGGGCAGCAGGUACUAUCUCAGAGUGCAGCACUACAGGGAGCUGCUGGACUCGCUGCCGAUGGAUGCAUACACGCAUGGCUGUAUCCUUCAUCCUGAGAUCACGGCUGACUCCCACAUACCAACAUAUGCCGCUGCAUCAAUACGAACACAGAUUGGAAACACCCAGACCGAGCUGGCGAAACUGGCUGAGCAGAACCCGGAGCUUAAAGAUGCUUACAUAGCAAAACAGAGGCGUUUGAAAUCAAAGUUGUUUGACCAUGACAACAUGAAGUAUCUUAAAAAGCUUUUGGAUGAACUGGAAAGUGUAAUGGACCAGGUGGAGACAGAGUUACAGCGGAGGGUGGAGGAAACACCAGAGGAAGGCAAACCUUCUUGGCUGUGCGGAGACUUCUUCAGCAUUGCCGAUGUCUCCCUGGCCGUCACCUUGCACCGCCUGAAGUUCCUCGGCCUCUCCCGACGCUACUGGGGCAACGGUAGCCGGGCCAACGUGGAAACAUACUACGAGCGGGUGGUGGAGCGGCCGGCCUUCAGGAGGGUGCUGGGUCACGUCAACAACAUCUUGAUCUCGGCUGUCCUUCCCGUGGCUUUCCGAGUCGCCAAAAAGAACGCACCGGUUAUUGUCGGCACAACUCUGCUGGUCGGGUUUCUCGGGGGAGCCACGUACCUGGCCUUUCUCUACAUGAAGAAGAGGCUCAGUCCCUUCAGCUGAAGGAGAUUUGGAACAAAACUUGGGUGAAACCGAUUUUAAAAUGUCAUCCAUCAUGUAACAAUGAUCUGUUAUAUGCAUCUGAACCAAUAAAAAAUGGUUUCUCUGUU